Messenger RNA from Gastrolobium bilobum, 764 nucleotides. Its product is annotated as large ribosomal subunit protein eL15z. Gene Ontology annotation, biological process: cytoplasmic translation. The record is from RefSeq and is a predicted model, not a curated record. Gene Ontology annotation, cellular component: cytosolic large ribosomal subunit; ribosome. Gene Ontology annotation, molecular function: RNA binding; structural constituent of ribosome. Bases 49 to 663 code for a protein of 204 amino acids. NCBI's taxonomy places the organism in Eukaryota, Viridiplantae, Streptophyta, Magnoliopsida, Fabales, Fabaceae. The transcript has 4 exons.
AGUUGGUGUGUAGGUGAGGUAGAACCCUUCACCUGAGGUGACUGCGCGAUGGGUGCCUAUAAGUAUGUUUCAGAGCUUUGGCGCAAGAAGCAGUCUGAUGUCAUGAGAUUCUUGCAGCGGGUGAGGUGCUGGGAGUAUAGGCAGCAACCUUCAAUUGUUCGUCUGACAAGGCCGACUCGACCUGAUAAGGCUCGUCGCUUGGGCUAUAAAGCCAAGCAGGGCUAUGUGGUUUACCGAGUUCGUGUACGGAGGGGGGGCAGAAAGAGACCAGUUCCCAAAGGUAUUGUUUAUGGGAAGCCCACAAAUCAGGGUGUAACUCAACUGAAAUUUCAGCGUAGCAAGAGGUCAGUUGCUGAGGAGCGAGCUGGACGGAAGCUUGGUGGCCUUAGGGUCCUCAAUUCUUACUGGGUGAACGAGGACUCGACUUAUAAGUAUUUUGAGAUAAUUCUGGUGGAUGUUGCUCACACUGCCAUUAGAAAUGAUCCAAGAAUCAAUUGGCUCUGCAAUCCAGUGCACAAACACAGGGAGCUCCGUGGGCUCACCUCUGCUGGGAAAAGUAACAGGGGCUUACGUGGCAGAGGACAUCUGUACCACAAAGCACGUCCAUCCCGCAGGGCAACCUGGAAGAGAAACAACACUUUGUCCCUUCGCCGCUACCGUUGAUUUUUCUGCAGUUAUUUAUUUUUGUUUCAUUUUCUGAAUACUAUUUUGAGGACAUAACAUUUGUUGUUUUUUAUUUGAAAUCCGAGUUUUGAACGCCCGAA